Medicago truncatula (barrel medic) is the source of this 1790-nucleotide messenger RNA. RefSeq names its product protein O-glucosyltransferase 1. The coding region runs from base 141 to 1637 and encodes 498 amino acids. The record is from RefSeq and is a predicted model, not a curated record. Lineage: Eukaryota; Viridiplantae; Streptophyta; Magnoliopsida; Fabales; Fabaceae. The transcript has 6 exons.
CAAAUAACUCAACUACAUGUCAAAUUGACCAAAACGUGGACCAUAUUCAUUGUUCCUCUGCUCCAUCCCCUAGAACACUGUCUAAGUUUGAGUUUUUCAUGUCUGCAACAAGUUCCUUAUAGGAGGAUUCAACUUGAAUCAUGAAAAAGACAUAUCUGAAACACUUCUAUGGCGGUUCUAAUCAACAGAAGCUGUGUAUGUUCUCCAAGAAAGCUAAAGUUACUUGCUUAGUGGCCACUUUUUGUGCUUUUGCUGUCUGGACUUACAUAUUUGCAGGUGUUUCAUUUCCAUUCAUCCACAAAGACAGACUCCAAAACCAAGAAGAUUUUCUUCUUAAAUGCAUACAAGGAAAAUCUUUCAAACAAAAAUGUCCAAGAGACAACCCUACAACACAUAACCCAACAAAUCUCAACAACCAUGUUUGUCCCUCAUACUUUAGAUGGAUCCAUGAAGAUCUUAAACCAUGGAGAGAAAAAGGGAUCACAAGGAACAUGUUGAAAAAGGCAAAAAAGACAGCACAUUUCAAGCUUGUGAUUGUGGAUGGAAAAAUGUAUGUGGAAAAGUAUAGGAAGUCAAUUCAAACAAGAGAUGUGUUCACUUUGUGGGGUAUUUUGCAAUUAUUGAGAUUGUACCCUGGCAAGUUGCCUGAUUUGGAACUUAUGUUUGAUUGUGAAGAUAAGCCUGUUGUUCCUUUGGAUAAGUUUCAAGGACCAAAUGCUUCACCACCACCAUUGUUUAGAUAUUGUUCAGAUCAAUGGAGCUUGGAUAUUGUGUUCCCAGAUUGGUCCUUUUGGGGAUGGGCAGAGACAAAUAUAAAGCCAUGGAACAAUAUCCUUAAAGACAUAAAAGAAGGGAACAAAAAGACCAAGUGGAAGGAUAGAGUACCUUAUGCUUAUUGGAAGGGGAACCCUUAUGUUGCUCCAACUAGGCAAAACCUUCUACAAUGCAAUGUUACAUUAGAAAAUGAUUGGAACACUCUCAUAUACAUACAGGACUGGAUACAAGAAUCCAAUCAAGGUUUCAACAAGUCAAACUUAGGGGACCAAUGUACUCAUAGGUACAAGAUAUACAUAGAAGGAUGGGCUUGGUCAGUUAGUGAAAAAUACAUCAUGGCAUGUGAUUCCAUGACAUUAUAUGUAAAGUCUAAUUACCAUGAUUUUUUCAUCAGAGGCAUGGUGCCAUUACAACAUUAUUGGCCUAUUAGAAACAAUAGUAAAUGCACCUCUCUUAAGUUUGCUGUGGAAUGGGGAAACAAUCACACUCAUAAGGCACAGUCAAUAGGGGAGGCAGGUAGCAAAUUCAUACAAGAGGACUUAGACAUGAAAAAUGUAUACAAUUACAUGUUUCAUCUACUAAAUGAAUAUGCAAAGCUUUUGAAGUUCAAACCAACUAUACCUAGAGGAGCUGUGGAAAUUUGUCCUGAAAAAUUAAUGGCAUGUGAUGUAAUAGGUGGUAACAAAAUGAGGUUUAUGGAAGAGUCAAUGGUGAAGGUUCCUAGUGAUUCAAAUCCAUGUACUAUUCCUCCUCCAUAUGAACCUUUAGCUUUAGAAGAAUUUUUAGGGAGAAAAGCAAAUUCAGUAAUGCAGGUAGAAAUUUGGGAAGAUGAAUAUUGGCAGAGUAAAAACAAGGGACAAUAGUUUUGGAUUAGUUGUUCCUUUUUUUAAUAGGAAUUCACAUUCUUGUUUUUGUAGUUCCUUUUUGAUCCUAAAGGAUGAUAAAUGUAUAUGCAAUUGCUCAAAGCUUUUAUGAUAUGUUUUAUAGCGAUGAUGAUACGCAGGACCCUUAAAUUA